Lathyrus sativus (Indian pea) is the source of this 894-nucleotide messenger RNA. The record is from the annotation of a GenBank genome assembly. Lineage: Eukaryota; Viridiplantae; Streptophyta; Magnoliopsida; Fabales; Fabaceae.
AUGGAUUUGCUCACAACCUCUCCUUCUCUCUCACUCUCCCCCAUCUCCACCCUUUUCCCAAAACAACCCAUUUCUUCCUCCAACCCUAAAACCUUCACCCGUUCACCCUUUUCCCAAUUUCGCACUACCCCAAUCAGUUGCGUCCUCUCAACCGCAUCUCCAAAACCCUCAAACUUCGAAUCCCAUCUUCAAAAACCCUCCAUCACUUUUCAAUUAUCUUCCUCUCAGACUCCGGAAAGGGCCAUGAGAGGUGCUGAAUCGGAUACUAUGGGGUUGCUGUUGAGGGAGAGGAUUGUGUUCUUGGGAAGUGAAAUUGAUGACUUUGUUGCUGAUGCUAUUGUGAGUCAGUUGUUGCUUUUGGAUGCUCAAGAUCCUAAUAAAGAUAUUAAGCUUUUUAUCAAUUCUCCCGGGGGUUCUCUCAGUGCUACAUUGGCUAUCUACGACGCGGUACAGCUUGUGAGGGCUGAUGUAUCCACAAUUGCAAUGGGCAUUGCAGCAUCAACAGCCCCCAUUAUCCUCGGCGGUGGCACCAAAGGCAAGCGUCUAGCUAUGCCCAAUACGCGAAUCAUGAUUACUCAACCACCUGGAGGUGCUAGCGGACAAGCUUUAGAUGUAGAUAUUCAAGCUAAAGAAGUCAUGAACAGCAAGAAUAAUGUCUCUAGAAUUAUAUCAUCUUUCACCGGUCGCUCAGUUGAACAAGUUCUGAUAGAUAUCGAAAGAGAUAGAUAUCUGUCUCCCAUUGAAGCAGUUGAGUAUGGAAUUAUUGACGGGGUAAUCGAUGGAGACAAGAUUAUUCCUCUUUUGCCAGUGCCAGAAAAUGUUGAAGAAAUAACACUAGACACCAAUGAUCGGAAUUUCUUAACCCCAAAUGUUCCCGAGGAUGAGAUAUACUAG